Labrus bergylta (ballan wrasse) is the source of this 2513-nucleotide messenger RNA. NCBI's taxonomy places the organism in Eukaryota, Metazoa, Chordata, Actinopteri, Labriformes, Labridae. The record is from RefSeq and is a predicted model, not a curated record.
CUGAUCCAUGUAGCGUGCGUUUGUGCCGGUCACAACGCCAGCAGAGACGUGGUCACGCUGGUCAAGUCCGUCCUCUUUCACAGGAGAAAUCCUCUUCACUUCCAUUUCAUCACCGACACCGUAGCCAAUCGCAUCCUGAGUUCUCUGUUUCAGUCCUGGAUGGUCCCGUCUGUGCAAGUCAGCUUCUACGACGCCGACGAACUCAAGUCCGAGGUGUCGUGGAUCCCCAACAAGCAUUACUCAGGUAUUUACGGCUUGAUGAAGCUGACGCUGACCAAAGCUUUGCCCUCCGACCUGUCCAAGGUCAUCGUCCUGGAUACGGACAUCACCUUUGCCACCGACAUCGCCGAGCUCUGGGGCAUCUUUAGAAAGUUCACCGACAAACAGGUGAUCGGUCUGGUGGAGAACCAGAGCGACUGGUACCUGGGGAACCUUUGGAAGAACCACAAACCGUGGCCGGCGCUGGGACGAGGCUUCAACACAGGGGUCAUCCUCCUCUACCUGGAGCGACUGAGACGGAUCGGUUGGGAGCAGAUGUGGCGGCUGACGGCGGAGAGGGAGCUAAUGAGCAUGCUCAGUACGUCGCUGGCGGAUCAGGACAUCUUCAACGCCUUCAUCAAGCAGAACCCUGUCCUGGUGCACCAGCUGCCCUGCUUCUGGAACGUUCAGCUGUCUGAUCACACUCGCUCCGAGCAGUGCUACACCGAGGUGUCUGACCUCAAGGUGAUCCACUGGAACUCCCCAAAGAAACUACGAGUGAAGAACAAACACGUGGAGUUCUUCAGGAACCUCUAUCUGACCUUCUUAGAGUACGACGGAAACCUGCUGAGACGGGAACUGUUCGGCUGCCCGAGUCAGGCCAGUCCAGACAGCGUGCAGCUGCAGGCGGCUCUGGAGGAGCUGGACGAGGACGAUCAGUGUUACGACUUUCGACGGGAGCGACUCACUGUUCACAGAGUCCACCUCUACUUCCUGCAGUACGAGUACACGCCCACCGAGGACGACACGGACAUCACGCUGGUGGCCCAGCUCUCCAUGGACAGGCUCCAGAUGUUGGAGGCCAUCUGUAAGCACUGGGAGGGCCCCAUCAGCCUGGCGCUCUACAUGUCCGACGCCGAGGCUCAGCAGUUCCUCCGAUACGCUCAAGCCUCAGAGGUCCUCAAGAACCGCAAGAACGUCGGCUACCACAUCGUCUACAAGGAGGGCCAGUUCUACCCCGUCAACCUGGUGAGGAACGUGGCCCUGAAGAACGCCAACACGCCGUACGUGUUUCUGACUGAUGUGGACUUCCUCCCGAUGUAUGGUCUCUACGAUUACCUCAGAAGGUCUGUGGUGCAGCUGGACAUGGCUCACACUAAGAAGGCUCUGGUGGUUUCGGCCUUCGAGACGCUUCGUUACCGUCUGUCCUACCCAAAAUCCAAAGCUGAGCUGCUCUCUAUGCUGGACAUGGGGACUCUCUACACCUUCAGGUACCAUGUGUGGCCCAAAGGUCACGCUCCGACCAACUAUGCCAAAUGGCGAACAGCCACCACGCCGUAUAAGGUGGAGUGGGAGCCGGACUUUGAGCCGUACGUCGUAGUGAGGCGGGACUGUCCGGAGUACGACCAGCGCUUUGUGGGCUUCGGCUGGAACAAAGUGUCCCACAUAAUGGAGCUCGAUGCACAGGAGUACGACCUGAUGGUUCUCCCCAACGCCUUUAUGAUCCACAUGCCCCACGCUCCCAGCUUCGACAUCUCCAAGUUUCGCUCCAGCUCCAGCUACCGCAACUGUCUCAACACCCUGAAGGACGAGUUCCACCAGGACCUGUCCAGGAAGUACGGCUCAGCUGCUCUCAAGUACCUCACGGCCCAGAGGAACAUCUAAAAACCACAACCGAGGAGAGGCAGCGAGUCCCGCCAGCCUCGAGUUCCCGACAUGUACCGAGGCAGCAGUGCGCCGCGGCCCGCUAACGCCGCACAGCACAAACAAUGAAAGUAAAGCUUUACAGCCCCUGUGUAACAUUUUGGGGGCUCCUCGUGCAUUAAUUCUCCAGUCGACUCCAGCUCAAGGCGACAAGAGGACGAGGCGCAAAGACCAAAAACCGGACAGAGUGAUGGUGGUUUUUUCGAAACGCAGGAGUCACCGGGCUAAAGGAGGCGAUCAAUGGGUGAGGAUCGGACUAGCUUUAAGGUGGAGAAGAAGCGCAUUCUUACAAUUUGUUCUGACAAUCAGAGCCUUUGGGGACACGGUGCGGAUCAGUCCGUCCACAUCGAGAUCUGGACCCGACAGGACCCGUGGUGUUCUGGGGAAAGAGAAGUUUGUGAGGCCAGUCGAACUGGAGAAAGAUUUAAGCCUUAUCACUUUUCACAAUAUUUACGGAGAUAUUCAAAGAUGUUUUAGUUCUUUUCUUUUUUCCAGUGUAAAUCAGAACCAAUCAAUAAUGAACAUUUACAAAGUUUUGAUUACGAGCUUACACAAGAAUCCGUUUAUUUUUCCUUUCUAUAUUUUCUGACCUCUUUCAAAGAAAGUCCAUC